AUGCUAUCAGAAUAUGUUGACAAUCUUGAGUCCCCCCCUCCGCACUCGGCUUCCGCAUCUUCUCUCUUGCCUGGAACCGCAGUAAUCGCAGCCUCGGGCUCAGAUGAUCUGAUUAUCACACAACUCCCGCCUCCCCCUCCUCCUCCUCCUCCAUCACCGCACCACACCGCAAACCUCCCCCCCGUCCUUCAGCUCACGCCUCAUCCGCGCGCCCGACCACGAGCGCAGGCUGCGGCUGCUGGGUUCCGCGCCAGGGCAGGCUCCACGAGCGUUGUCAGGAGGCUGGUGGAUUAUCAUGGGGUGCCGGUUGAUGGGGCUGGGUACGGGGCCCCGUCACCACUGGUGAGGGCGAUGCGCAGGGGGCAUGUGGAGACGGUGAGGUGGCUGCUGCAGGCGGGGGCGCGGGCGCCAGGGAUGGGGAUGUGGAUUGGGGGGGGGGGGAGGGGGAUGCAUAAUCAGAGCACGCAGGCGGCGGGGAUGGAGGCGCUGUUGGUGGAGUAUCGUGGCAGGGCUCGGAAGUAG
Molecule: messenger RNA, 522 nt
Organism: Morchella sextelata
Lineage: Eukaryota; Fungi; Ascomycota; Pezizomycetes; Pezizales; Morchellaceae
Exons: 3
Coding region: 1-522 (173 amino acids)
Molecular function (GO): protein binding
Source: RefSeq, a predicted model, not a curated record